Messenger RNA from Megalops cyprinoides (Indo-Pacific tarpon), 5075 nucleotides. Its product is annotated as Krueppel-like factor 13. Gene Ontology annotation, molecular function: DNA-binding transcription factor activity, RNA polymerase II-specific; RNA polymerase II cis-regulatory region sequence-specific DNA binding. The coding region runs from base 167 to 892 and encodes 241 amino acids. The record is from RefSeq and is a predicted model, not a curated record. NCBI's taxonomy places the organism in Eukaryota, Metazoa, Chordata, Actinopteri, Elopiformes, Megalopidae. Gene Ontology annotation, biological process: regulation of transcription by RNA polymerase II. The transcript has 2 exons.
CCGAAAAGCCGGUUCAGAUCUUAGAAAAGUGAGUUUUCUAAAGAGAGACGUAGCUACCUCCUUAUCAGCAUCAUACAAAGGGAUCCACCGAGCGCAGACCGUUUUCAAAAGCAGUUACUUUUUGAAUGUCACAAAGAAACGUUGGGGGCUUUUUCUCCUAAACGAAAUGGAUCACUUUGCAGCCGAGUGCCUUGUGUCAAUGUCCAGUCGUGCCAUUGUCCACGGUCAUAAAGGGAACAGGGAGACCAAACCAGAAACCGCGUCUGUCCCGAGGAAUGAAGAAACGGUGAAAGACAAUUCGUCUCUUUUUGUGGUGGCGAGGAUUUUAGCAGAUUUCAACCAGCAGACCCCCACCGGUCUUGCCGACCAGGCAAAGAUAAAGGAGGAGAACAGACAGCAAAGCCCCCCAAGAGACGACGGAAAUGCUGCCACACCUACCGCCAUCAACAGCGACCCCGGUUACAAACAAAGAGGCAAACGAAUGAGAGGUCGAAUCGAACACGAAUCUCCCCAGAAAAAGCACAAAUGCCACUAUUCAGGUUGUGAAAAAGUUUAUGGCAAAUCGUCCCAUCUCAAAGCCCACUUACGGACACAUACAGGAGAGCGCCCCUUCCCGUGCACCUGGCCCGACUGCAGCAAGAAGUUCGCCCGCUCGGACGAGCUGGCCCGCCACUACCGCACCCACACCGGGGAGAAGAAGUUCGGCUGCCCGCUGUGCGACAAGCGCUUCAUGCGCAGCGACCACCUGACCAAGCACGCCCGCCGCCACUCCGACUUCCAGCCCGGCAUGCUGAAGAGGGCCCACGGCGCCGGCGCGCGCACCGGCUCGCUCAGCGACUACAGCCGCUCCGACGCCUCCAGCCCUGCCCUCAGCCCCGCCAGCUCGCCUUAAACUCCCCCCUCCCCCCCGCACCGUCCGCCGAAAAGCCAGAACGACACACACCCCGACCCGUGAAUCUCCAGUCUUUUUUUAACCCCCUCCUUCGACACCUGUGUUGCACAGUCGUUGGCGUCCCUGUGCUAACUCUCCGCUUGCUGUACUGUGUUGUACUGUGCAUAACUGCCUAUUGUAGUGCAAUCUCUCGUGCAACUCAAAAAAAAAAAAGACAAGAAAAAAAAAACGCCUUUCCCAGAUGGCAAUAUUUACAUAGUAUAUGAUAUGUAUGUACUGUUUUUUAGCCUCUGGCGAGCGCCAGUUUAUCCCUAGUGUUUUUAAUUUAAAUUUAUAUUUCUUUCAUUUAAACAGCUCAGUUUCAAAACAACAACAGCAACACCAACAAAACAGCAAAUUGAUGGAUAUAUUAAAUAUUCUUCACGUUUAUUUAACAUGGGGAGGGAAGGGGAACUCAUCAGCACCUCAGGAUUUAAAACAGUUGUUUUUCUUAACUACUUAACUUGACUGCACAAUACAAGCAUCACUUUACUCUGAAAUUCAACGCGCUUGACAUUUGCGCCGCGCUCAGGGAUGGCCUCCUUAGCUUGAAAGAAUGAACGCGAUGAAGAGAAAAACACACGUUAAAAAACAGCCUUACACUCAAUGGGAUUUGCACUCUUUUUUUCAUUCGUGUUUUUUUUCUGAUUUUUAUUUGUUAGUUUUCACACUGGGUGGGGGGAAUAGCACUGGAUUAACAGUCAUUUAAACGCAAGGUUUUUUUUGUUGGUUUGGUUUUUUUUUUUUUUUCCUCAGUCUGUACCAGGAUUUAACUCAGACUCUGUAGUGGGGAGGGAGGGGGCCUCCAGUGAAAGACCACUCAUUGGUUCGUUUUUUGAGCCCGGGAAUAACAUACAGAAACUUUGCUUUCGUUCAUUUUACUUGUGUUCGAACAACAAACCCAUCUCUGACCUCAGUUUGUACCACAGUCUGUUGCUGACCACAACCGCAGAGACAUGGCCGUUUUUUUUUUUCCGCUUAAAUGGGACCCUUCUCACUGCUGUCUGAGAGCGUAGAUGAGCACACAGCAGUUCAUGCCGUGUCCCGUCAUCACUGAUCUUUGACCUGCCAGGUGGGAGUAACAAACUGAAUAGAACAUAGAAAUGCAGACACAGAGGAGAUAGACACAAAACACUGUUUUUUUUUUUCUUUUUUUGGCGGGAACUACACAGCCAUCCAUCAAUAACACAGGGUACCUUGCAGUAGGAGGAAAAGACAGAUAUGCAUUGCAAUGGUUUAUCUCUCUCUCAAAGGAAGGAAAGCACAGACCAGGCUACCUAUGACUAUUUGGCUGUAGAAUCAGUGAGGCACAAGGUAGACCAUACUGCUUCAAAGGGGACGUCUCAGAAAAGUGUCACAUGACGUGGGUUGGACAAGUAGUGUGCUUGCAGACUUACUCCACAAAUUCCAUAGAUGGACUUCAUCUCCCAUGAGCACUGCUGAGCAUGGUGCUUUGUCUCUGAAUAUGUGGUGCUUUGAACUCACUACUAGUGAGCAGAGAACAGCUAAAGACCCAGGUCCUUGGCUAAGGGAACCAGUUGUCCUUUUGUUCUGCCUCUAGUGGAUGUAAUGUCACCUUCUGUAGUGGGCGCACAUGGUUGUCUUAACUCCACUGCAAUUGCACAACAGAGACCAGGGCAUUACAGAACAGAGAGGCCAGGUGCUUGAAGAAAAGAGACCAGGUUGCUGCCGAAAGUGGGUUAAGAAAUUGACUGCUGGCUAACUGCACAUGGAUCAGACCAUGAACGUGGCAGUCUUAGCAAACAAUGAAUCUGAUAUGCAGAGACCCACACAAAGAGCUAAGGUCUGCUCUCAACUGGAAAACUAUAUCCAGUCAGCUCACACCGCAUUGCAGUUCACACCCAUUUUUUGUAACAGAAAAAAACGUGGCAUCUCUGAGUUUCAAAUCCACAACCUUAGUUGUCACUGGAAACCAAGUAACCACUGAUAGAUUAAUACUCUCGCUCGUGAACUUCUUGGAAGCUGAGUCGUACUUCACAGGAUAUAAGGAGAAAAAAGAUGGAAAAAAUAGAAAAGCCAUGAGCCUGACAUUACUACAUUGAGAGAGUCAUGCCCAAAAUGUAUGUGCUCCAAUUGGCUGAAUGGAAAAAAUAUAAUCAAUAUUCCAUUUUGAGACACACUCUGUAAUGUACUGUUGCUCCUGGUGACAUGAAAUGAGCUUUAUUGCUUUGCUGGGAACAGCAUCUUGCAUGGGUAGUGAAUUGUCUGGAAAAUGAUUCACUGUUGACAGGAAUGAUGUGAAGGAUUGUUUUGGAACCAGGCGUUAGACGUUAUUGAAAAACCUGUCUGGGCAACUUCAGAAAGUGCCGUUAUCCUCUGAUUGUGUAUGGAGAUGGGGUUAGUUGCUUUCAGUAAUAUUACAGUGUAAGUUUCAGACCAGAUCACUCACCCCAGAAUGAAGAGACUAGAGAGUGGCUUUGGGCAAAAACAGUUGACACCCACAGAGCAGCUGAAGGACUUCAGGGGAUAGCCGAACACUUAACCCCCCUGUGCCAUCAAACAGCAGGUUUCAGACCCUUCCUCACUUCAAAGAGCCUGUAUACCCUUCUAAAAACAUUUGCCACCAAAUUAAGUUAAGCAUAUCAGCUGGCGAAAAAGGGAAAGCAUGCUGAAUUUCCUCUUGUGUAUCCUGUGAGCAUGCAGUGUCCUCUCUGUGAAAGAAAUCUGAUUAUUGUUUGCACAGAUGUACCAUAUUCACACAGGGCAGAGACCCAGCAUACCUUUCAGGAAAAAAAGUGUGGUAUGGAUUUUAGGCAUGGAUUUCAAUGUAUUAUAGUAUUUGCGUCCAUCGUUAUUUCAGACACAAAUAGAUAUAUUCAGUAUACAUCAUUAAUAAUCUGGAAAUGUCUUCAAAUGCUUCUGUCCUCAAAUCUAGCUGGCUUUUAAGAAGACCGGAGCCUGCCAUAUGAUAGAUUACUAGCAGUUAUCAUAACUUGUAUGUCUGCUUGGAGCAUGAAAUGAAUUUGAAAUUUUGUGAAAAAAGUAAAAACAAAAAUUGAAAAAAAAAAAAAAAUACUAAACAAAAGUUAUUUCAAAAGGAGCCUCUUGAGCACACACCAAGGCAAACAGCCCUUGCGAGGCUGAUAGGAAGGCUUGGAACGUCCAACCACACACUUUUCCUUGAGUUUCCUUUGGACGUAGAACCACUCCAGGUGCUCCCAGGGUGUCACAGGAUGGGUUUGCCGGACUCUUGGCCCGGGACGUGUGUUCCCUGCUCCGCUGCCUGGUCAGACGUCCCCACACCCUCUCCCCCCACCCCUUGCCCCCUGAUUCUAGGAAAGGAGAGCUCCAGGCCAGCUGGAGAGGGAGGAAGGAGCAGGUGUAGGCUCAUGAAUGGUUGGCCUUGUCCCCCUCAAGCCCCCAGCCCUCCCCCUACACACACACACACACAUUCCCGCAGGCUUCUUUUCCUGGCCACCAAAAAAGGCCCAUAAUCAGCCCACCCCCCAUAAAGAAAACACCCAUUAUAAAAAUAUUCUGCAUCCCUGCAGCAGCAUUCCUGGAAUAGAGCGCGCAUGAGGCAGCCCCACUGUUAGAUCACCCCUCUGCUGCUAAAGAGAUUCCAGACUGCAACAUGAUGCUUGAAAACCCCUCUGUGUUAUUCGCCAGGGCUCGAAUAAGAUGGUAAAAAAAGAGGAACCCACAAUGGUGCUUUCUCUCCUUCUUUUGAGCCUCAUUCUGAAAGCCAUUGGACAUGAAUGGAUGGCACCCGCCCAUAAAGCCCAGCUUGUGUGAGCUCCCCCGACUGUUCAGACCAGCUCGUCAGCUUCCUUGAACCCUGGGCUUGUCUGUAGUCCCUGCAGCGCUUUCGCUUUUGCAGAACAAGGUGUGAUUACACUGUUUUCGCUGGCGUUUUAUUGAUCAUUACGGAAGUGGUGCGUGGGGUAGUUUGCUUUAAAGAUGAAAUACUUGAAAGAUGAUAGAAUUAAAGAGGGCAGUUCACAUUGGCUUUUUUUGGAGUGUGUGUGCGUGUGUGUGUGUGUGUGUGUGUGUGCGUACGUACGGUCAUCGUGCUACUCGUGCCGCCUCAUCUCUGUUCAGGGUCAUUGCUUCUUAAAUCCAUAAACGACACGUUACCUCAGGGCUGACAGCAGCAGAAUUCGUCUGGACUGUUACACCACUC